AUGCCGUCGAGCCCCAGCCAGAAAUUUAAUUCCCAUCCGCUGCCCCUCACCAUUUUUGUGACCUGGCGAUGUGACAGCGGCAAAGAGAGCGGGAGUCCGGGAGGACAUCAAAAGGGCGUCGGGAUGAACGAGCCGCUGGUUGACGCCGAGGGCUUUCCCCGCGACGACAUCGACCUCUACCAAGUGCGCAGCGCCCGGCACAACAUCAUCUGUUUGCAGAACGAUCACAAGGCCCUGAUGAAGCAGGUGGAGGAAGCUCUUCACCAGUUGCACGCCCGAGAGAAGGAGAAGCACGCCAAGGAUGAGGCGGAGGCGUUGGCUGAGGCAAUGAGCCAGAACCAGAGCCUGCCACAGGCUUUUGCCAAAGUGAACGCGGUGACUCCAGGAUCUCCUGCAAGUAUCUCGGGACUUCAGGUCGAUGAUGAGAUUGUGGAGUUUGGUUCUGUCAACAUAAACAACUUCCAGAACCUGCAGAACAUCGCCACAGUGGUGCAGCACAGCGAAGGGAGACCCCUGAGUGUGACUGUGAUCCGCAGCGGCAAGAAAGUGCACGUGGGGCUGACUCCGAAGCGCUGGGCUGGGAAGGGCCUCCUGGGCUGCAAUAUCAUUCCCUUACAAAGAUGACCAUUGCUUGGAAAAC
This is a messenger RNA of Nipponia nippon (crested ibis), 640 nucleotides long. Lineage: Eukaryota; Metazoa; Chordata; Aves; Pelecaniformes; Threskiornithidae. The record is from RefSeq and is a predicted model, not a curated record.